Messenger RNA from Nylanderia fulva, 1362 nucleotides. RefSeq lists its product as uncharacterized. Lineage: Eukaryota; Metazoa; Arthropoda; Insecta; Hymenoptera; Formicidae. The record is from RefSeq and is a predicted model, not a curated record.
UGCUUUUCUUGUGCUACCGCAUUUAAUCGCAUUAUCAAUCGCGUGAAAUGCAAUGUGGUCGAUUCUCGUUAACAGAUUCCAGUUAUGGGAAAUUACUGUUUUGCAGACCCUUCAAAUCCGAUCAAGUAUCAAUUAUCGAACCCACAUUUUGUGGAACUUGGCUGGACUCUGCUGCCGGCUACCAAAAUCAUGAGAAAGAUCGUACAGUAUGAAGCCAAACCGGCAAAACCCAAUCUAAACUGGUUCAAAAAAUACAGACACAAAGGUAUGAAAUAUUAUGAAGAUGGAUUGACACCAUUUUUGAAAUUCCAUCCCGAUGGUUCCGGCGAGUUAUUUUAUCCCAACGGCAUAUUAGCUAUUAGAGUUUACAAACCAGAAAACCGGAAAUACGACAUGUGUACUGUGUUCACGCCAGGAGGCAAAGACGCAUUGGGGAUCGGAAGAGGACCCCAGAUCUUGGCGAUAUUCGACACUUUGGGAUACGGUGUCGUUUUCGACGUGGACGGCGCGGCGAGGCUGUCCUAUAACCAAAUCGGAGGAAUUUUUACGGACAAUCCCGCGGGCCUGCCCCUCAUUUGGACCUGGAAUGCCAAACCCAGAGAGUCGAUACUCGAGACUGUGUACACGGAGAGACCGACCGACUGGUUGCAAAUGGAAUUUUUCUCCGCGACAAAUAAAUCAGCGAAAAGUUCCGGAAAUGUUAAGACACCGGUAUCACCGUCUAGCUCGAGAAAUAAGGAAAAGAAGGUCGUCGAGGUGCAGAAACCUGUUGUCGAGGAACGACAAGAAGAGGUCGGAAACAAAUCGAACGGCAACCAAGAUUUUUCUAAAAAGAACAUUUAUCACUUAAAAGUGAUUUGCAUGAAAUUGAAUGAAUUUCUUAGCUUGCGAAUCAGCGAUCAAAAAAACAUCAGUUUACGAUUUUCUGCUAAAAAUAGAAACUUUAGAAUAGAAUUGGGGACAAUUUUGAAUUUUAAUAAAGAAAUAGCAUCUUCUAUGAUAGAAGCAAGCGAUUGGAAAAACGAUAUGCUAAGGUGUCGAUUCCAGGAUAAUUUGUCCAAAACAUUGAAAUCGGAUAACAGUUUGUACGAUUUAGCUAAGGAGUAUCGAAAAGUGAAAAAAUUUGCGAAGCAACGUAAAGUUAUGAUUGCCAAAUACAAACCUUUCUCCAAGAUGGACCGUGUCUUCACUCGUUGUAAAUUGAAGAACUAGUACCGGAAGCUAUAUAUAGUUGAAGAAAUGUGUUUCUCAAAGAAUAUUGAAAUUUUUUUCGUUGUUUCAAUGUAAUGUAAAGGAUGUAUAAAAGGUGGUUUAAGGCUAAGAGAGUGACGCAGAUUUUAUAUAAAUAAAAAUGAUCAUAUG